Lottia gigantea (owl limpet) is the source of this 288-nucleotide messenger RNA. RefSeq lists its product as hypothetical. Gene Ontology annotation, cellular component: SAGA complex; DUBm complex. Gene Ontology annotation, molecular function: transcription coactivator activity. The record is from RefSeq and is a predicted model, not a curated record. The transcript has 3 exons. The coding region runs from base 1 to 288 and encodes 95 amino acids. Gene Ontology annotation, biological process: regulation of transcription by RNA polymerase II; positive regulation of DNA-templated transcription. NCBI's taxonomy places the organism in Eukaryota, Metazoa, Mollusca, Gastropoda, Lottiidae.
AUGUAUGAACUUAUAGAUGAAGUCUCACUUGGUUUGUGUUUUGAAAUUCAUCGUGCCAGUAAAAUUGGAACUUUGUUUCUGGCUGAUACAGACCCUAAAUCUUCCAAAGAGUUAGAAAUAGUAGAUAAACCAGGGUAUGAUGUUUUUGGUCAGCCACCACAGAAAAAACAGCUGGAAUGUAUCUGUCCUAACUGUCAGAGAAAUUUAGCAGCUGCCAGAUUCGCUCCCCAUCUAGAGAAAUGUAUGGGAAUGGGUAGAAACAGUUCUAGAAUAGCUAGUAGAAGGUGA